AUGUACCCCAACGCGUUGACACAGUUGGCGCGGGCGAACCCCUUCAGUGCACCGCUGUUCACACUACAAAAAGUCGAGGAACCAUCACAAAGCCUUGUUGCCGAACAUGGACCAAGCAAACGCACGCUGGCCGCCGCUGCAGUGGCGGUUAAGCAGAGUGGUGCAUGCUAGAAAUGCUACCUAGCUGGGUAAGUUAGGCUUUAGCCACCUAGAGAGAAUGCUGGGCGAAAUUGAGUUUCAAAUGUUGCCAACCAAUAGCUAUGUUUUUACUAACGUUAGUCGAGUGUGAGAUGGGUUUAUGAACGACCGCCAAAUGAACUGUCUUUUAUCACUCAGCUUAUCAGUGAUUUUAUAUAUAUAUAUAUAUAUAUAUAUAACUAAAUUCAUUGGUGGUUACACACCAAUAAAGGUUAGCUCAUCUGAAUAUCUGGCAGCAUAAAGUGUCAAAGCCAUUUUUGGUUAGCAUUGGCAUCUGCGCAGACCCAUUUUAGACACUACUUCGUUUUGAGCAGGGUCCUGCAGAGGACACGGGAAGGACAACGUUUUUUAAUAAGUAGGCCAGUAAAAUGAUUACUAGCUAGCUACAAGUGCAGAAAAAUCUUGAGAAUUUGAAUAGGAAGCUAGCUAAGUAAAUAGCUAGUGUUUCUAAGGAUCAGUCAGUCCCCUUUAUGUUGAAUGAAGCUACUUAGCUACACAUUCAGUACAACCUGAUAUUAGGCCUACAUAAUGUAAUAUUAUCUAACUUAACGUUAUGCCCAUGGCAAAGGUAGCUAAUCAUCAAGUAAAUACUGCAACAGUCUAGGGGUUCUUUGUUGCAAAAAAGUUUACUAACACAUAGGGGCCUAAUGUCAUGGUUGAAAUAAGACUGAAUAUAGGGGCUGCACUGGGUGUUGCAUUAUCUCCUUACCAUGUGAGUUUGGAAGUCUCCCAAUUACUAAAGGUCUCAUUAUGGACAUGAUGUAGGCCUGUGCUUCUUUUACAGUGGCUACCAUAGACUAAGACUAUCAGUUAGUGAUUAAUCUAGCCAAUGUGUGGUGUUUGUAAUAAAACUUGACACUCAAAUAGAUAAGGCUGAUAGGCUACCAUUUACAACCGUCAGUUUACUUACUAUAUCAGAUGUCUGAUUUUACAGUUCGCAUGAGUCCAUCUAGUUAAAUGGCAUCUUAACGCAGUCAUGAAGGUGAUUUCGCUCUGUAUCCACGGUUGCUCGACUAUGUCCAGCUGAUCUAUCCGCUUAAAUAGAAUGUGAGGCACCAGUGAAAGACCCAGUACUACAAAAAUACAUGGUUUUCACUCUUGAGUUGAACUGAACAUGUAUGAUUUCAGGUCUAUGCACCAACGACCCUACUAAAGAGUAGGCCUAAUAUUACAGUGCGCACAUUUUUUCCUCUUACAUCUGUGAAAGAACCCCAAUUCUUUCUUUUCCUCAGAGGGAGACAGUUGUGAGUUUGGCUCCUCAUAUUAUUUCAUUAUGUGUGGCAUCGGUGGGAUCCUGAGCUGUGGUACUACACACACAGCUUUGGUGCCCCUUGACCUCGUCAAGUGCAGGUUGCAGGUCUGUGGGCCCACCAUGGGUUGCAUGGCAUGUAAUGGAUAUUGUGUUGUAGAUUUCACCACAAGUCGAAGUCAUUCAAAAUAACUGACUAUCACCAAGACUAAGAUCACACAAAUAACGGUUUGCAGGAUUAGUUUGAGUUACCACUAAUUUGUUGAAAUAAAUGUAACCCAUUAUCAUUAGGCCUAUUUCAUUUGCAUGUUUGAGCUUGAGAUGCACUGUUGAGGCCCUUUGCUCCACUAGGAGCUAUAAUAAAUAAGUCAAAAGGGGUCAAGUGAGCUGUGAACCAGCUUAAAACAUUAACAGGAGGGAGGGAAGUCUGAGCCUUUCUUAACAGAACUUGAAGGUGCCUUUUAUUAAUACAAUGUCCUUUACCUUUAAUGUAUGACCUCAGACUCUACUUGCCCUUUCUCUCUGUGCCCAAUCAGCAAUUUGAUACUGUACCCACAUUCAUUCAACGGCAGUGACCUUUAGCUUAGCAACAACUGCAGUACAUUUUCAAGCUAGGACAGGACAUCCUCCUUAUUAAAAACCAGCCUGGAGUUAGAUCUAUCAUACUUGCAGAGCAAGUUUUCUAAAUUAAUGUUGGUGACCUGGGCCUGUAUUCAUAAAGCUUCUCCGAGUAGGAGUCCUGAUCUAGGAUCAUGCCCCCCGUCCCCCCUCUAUGUAAUCUUGUAUAUUAUGGUCUAAAAGCCUAAACUGAUCCUAGAUCAGCACUCCUAGUCUGAGGGCAGGCCCUGGUGUGAGUACAGGAAACACUCAGACAUAUUAUUGAUUCAAGCCUUGUUUGUGAUAAUACUCACCAUCACCUUACAAUUAACAUGAAUACAUAUGUUAAUAGCGCUAAGAAGUUUCGGGCAGAGAGAAUUAUCCCCUGUGCCAGCAUACACAUUCAGGAGGACAGCCUAGAGCAGUGGUUUUCAACUGGUUUUGCCUCGGGACCCAAAUUGAACCAUGUUGUCUGUGGUGACCCAAUAUUCACAUCGCAAAAAAGAAUCGCCAAAAUACAAUCUGGAAAACUAUUUUAAAUGCUAUGUUGAUAUUAAAUGUAGCAAUUAUAUGACAAGGGAACAACAUUCCCACCUCUCUCAUUGUCAAUAAUGAAAUGUUGCCCAUAUUCUUGAUGAAGAAAGUUAAUAAAGUCACUGAUUUGAGACCACAACAUCAACCAAACUGGCGCUGCUAAUAGCUCUAUAUAUAAAAAUACUGUGAUUGAAGAAAAAUUGUUCAGAGAUUAAAUUAUUUAAAAAUGUAAGUUAGUUAUAAUUUCUACACAUGUUCUACCUGGUUUAAGUUGUUAAAGUUCAGACUGGAGUAUAUAUUUUUUUACUCAGACACCCGCGACCCAUUCAAAUCCUCAUUUGGGUCGCGACCCAUCAUUUCAGAAUCGCUGGGCUAGAGAACAUACUAGACCAAAUAGUCUGUCACUUGUUUGCGAGCCUUGGCAGAAUUGCUAACAUUGUGGUGUGAGAAAUUCAAAUUCUUAGCAUGGCUCCCUAGCCUUAUCUAACAGCAUGGUGUGUUGUCUGUUUGUGUAUUGUGUUCUGUCUGCUCUAGAUUCUGAUAUUAGCUGCGAGUUUGGCUCUAUGAAAUACUAUGCCUUGUGCGGCUUCGGUGGCAUCCUCAGCUGUGGGAUUACACACACGGCGGUCGUACCCCUCGACCUGGUCAAGUGCCGUCUGCAGGUCUGUAUCUCAGCUAAUGUCUCUCAGUAAGCUGUAAUGAGUGUGCUGGACUGGAAUAAUGUAUACAUUGCAGAGUUGGGGUUAAUUCCAUUUCUAUUCGGGAAGUAAAACUGAAAUUCUGUUGUAGAUUUACCUAAUUGAAAGCAAACGAGACAUUUGAAUUUCUAUUUACUUCCUGAAUUGAAAUGUAAUUUGCCCCAACCCUUAUAAAUUGAUAAUACAUUGAGUGUUAUGGAUGGCCCUGUAGUAUUGAGUGUAUUUCUGUAGUAUUUAGUGCAUUUCCUCUACAAAGACCUCCAAGCACCAUUUCCCCCCUCAAAACCACUACUACUAGUUCACAACCAUUAGCCAUUCUGUUUUUAAUGUGUUCUCUAGGUGGACCCAGACAAGUACAAGAGCAUCUUCAAGGGCUUCUCCAUCACCAUAAAGGAGGACAGCAUGCGGGGGCUGGCUAAGGGCUGGGCUCCUACCUUCAUCGGCUACUCCAUGCAGGGUCUCUGCAAGUUUGGCUUCUAUGAGGUGUUCAAGAUCACCUACAGCGACAUUAUCGGAGAGGUAAGUAGUUACCUACUAAGUAAUUGAUGACGAUGAAAAUAAUGAUUAUUGUUUAUUUCGUUUCAUUUGCACUAUGGUGUAGCCGCAGAAAAAACACCUGUUUCAACUUGUCAAGGGGUUAGAAUCAGGUAUGCUUGUCCGGGGCCACACAAAAAUAUUUACUGUUGGGGGUACUCGCGGACCGGAUUUGUGAAACACUGCUCUACACUAUAUAAUUUUGGGGGGGAUGGUAUUAAGAGAUAAAAUGCAUUUGGAAAGUAUUCAGGCCCCUUCCGCUUUUUCCACAUUUUGUUACGUUUUAUUCUAAAAUUGUACUGAGUAAAGGGUCUGAAUACUUAUGUAAAUGUGAUAUUUCAGUCAUGUUUUUAGCAAAAAUGUCUAAACCUGUUUUUGCUUUGUAGCUCAGUUGGUAGAGCAUGGCGCUUGCAACGCCAGGGUUGUGGGUUCGAUUCCCACGGGGGGCCAGUAUGAAAAAUGUAUGCACUCACUAAAUGUAAGUCGCUCUGGAUAAGAGCGUCUGCUAAAUGACUAAAAUGUCAUUAUGGGGUGUUGUGUGUAGAUUGAGGGGAAAAAACAAUUUAAUCAAUUUUAGAAUAAUGCUGUAACGUAACAAAAUGUGGAAAAAGUAAGGGGGUCUGAAUACUUUCCGAAUGCACUGUAUAGGCUGGAAGUGGAAGCCUAAGUGUUGUUGUCCAUACGUUUACUCCAAUUAGGGGAUGGGUGGAAGGGUUAGGGGAAAAUAAUAAAGGAACAUAUUUUUUUAAAUAUAUUUUUUAUUCUUCAAAAAAGUAUGGGGGAUUGGAAACGAUGCAGACAAUUACAUUGAUGGACACUACAAUCUUUUUAUUUUAUUUGUAUUUAACCAGGUAAGCCAGUUGAGAACAAGUUCUCAUUUACAACUGCGACCUGGCCAAGAUAAAGCAAAGCAGUGCGAUAAAAACAACAACACAGAGUUACAUAUGGGGUAAACAAAACAUAAAGUCAAAAAUACAACAGAAAAUAUAUAUACAGUGUGUGUGAAUGUAGUAAAUUAUGGAGGUAUGGCAAUAAAUAGGCCAUAGUGCAAAAUAGUUACAAUUUCGUUUUAACACUGGAAUAAUGUGCAAAAGAUGAUGUGCAAAUAGAGAUACUGGGGUGCAAAUUAGCAAAAUAAAUAACAAUAUGGGGAUGAGGUAGUUGGAUGGGCUAAUUACAGAUGGGCUGUGUACAGGUGCAGUGAUCGGUAAGCUGCUCUGACAACUGACGCCUAAAGUUAGCAAUCUAUCUGCAAUAUUAAAGCUGAUCUGCCCCGUACAAACAAAAACAAAACAAAUAUGCCCUACACUACCAAUGUGUAGUGCCCACUUGGGUGAUGCCCUGGCACCAGAAAUCCCACCGCACAUCAGUAAUCGUCAGAGUAGUUGUCCUCACCUUAACGGGCCCCUGCUAUCUCCGCAAUCCUCUCGCUGCACUUCUCCUCCGCCUCUCAAGCCGAUGUUUGCAUUCGAUCCAAAAGUUCUCCCACUUAAAAAGAUGAGAGAGGCCUGUAAUUUUCAUCAUAGGUACACGUCAACUAUGACAGACAAAAUCACAUUGUAGGAUUUUUAAUGAAUUUAUUUGCAAAUUAUGGUGGAAAAUAAGUAUUUGGUCACCUACAAACAAGCAAGAUUUCUGGCUCUCACAGACCUGUAACUUCUUCUUUAAGAGGCUCCUCUGUCCUCCACUCGUUACCUGUAUUAAUGGCACCUGUUUGAACUUGUUAUCAGUAUAAAAGACACCUGUCCACAACCUCAAACAGUCACACUCCAAACUCCACUAUGGCCAAGACCAAAGAGCUGUCAAAGGACACCAGAAACAAAAUUGUAGACCUGCACCAGGCUGGGAAGACUGAAUUUGCAAUAGGUAAGCAGCUUGGUUUGAAGAAAUCAACUGUGGGAGCAAUUAUUAGGAAAUGGAAGACAUACAAGACCACUGAUAAUCUCCCUCGAUCUGGGGCUCCACGCAAGAUCUCACCCCGUGGGGUCAAAAUGAUCACAAGAACGGUGAGCAAAAAUCCCAGAACCACACGGGGGGACCUAGUGAAUGACCUGCAGAGAGCUGGGACCAAAGUAACAAAGCCUACCAUCAGUAACACACUACGCCGCCAGGGACUCAAAUCCUGCAGUGCCAGACGUGUCCCCCUGCUUAAGCCAGUACAUGUCCAGGCCCGUCUGAAGUUUGCUAGAGUGCAUUUGGAUGAUCCAGAAGAGGAUUGUGAGAAUGUCAGAUGAAACCAAAAUAAUAACUUUUUGGUAAAAACUCAACUCGUCGUGUUUGGAGGACAAAGAUGCUGAGUUGCAUCCAAAGAACACCAUACCUACUGUGAAGCAUGGGGGUGGAAACAUCAUGCUUUGGGGCUGUUUUUCUGCAAAGGGACCAGGACGACUGAUCCGUGUAAAGGAAAGAAUGAAUGGGGCCAUGUAUUGUGAGAUUUUGAGUGAAAACCUCCUUCCAUCAGCAAGGGCAUUGAAGAUGAAACGUGGCUGGGUCUUUCAGCAUGACAAUGAUCCCAAACACACCGCCCGGGCAACAAAGGAGUGGCUUCGUAAGAAGCAUUUCAAGGUCCUGGAGUGGCCUAGCCAGUCUCCAGAUCUCAACCCCAUAGAAAAUCUUUGGAGGGAGUUGAAAGUCCGUGUUGCCCAGCAACAGCCCCAAAACAUCACUGCUCUAGAGGAGAUCUGCAUGGAGGAAUGGGCCAAAAUACCAGCAACAGUGUGUGAAAACCUUGUGAAGACUUACAGAAAACGUUUGACCUGUGUCAUUGCCAACAAAGGGUAUAUAACAAAGUAUUGAGAAACUUUUGUUAUUGACCAAAUACUUAUUUCCCACCAUAAUUUGCAAAUAAAUUCAUUAAAAAUCCUACAAUGUGAUUUUUUUUUUCUAAUUUGGUCUGUCAUAGUUGACGUGUACCUAUGAUAAAUUACAGGCCCCUCUCAUCUUUUUUAAGUGGGAGAACUUGCACAAUUGGUGGCUGACUAAAUACUAUUUUCCCCCACUGUAAUUAGUACUGUACUAAGGUUGUUCUCAUCAGUGGCACAGAAAGGCUCCAUCGCAAUUCGUUUUUCCGGGAUUCAUCGCAUCCCGUCUCCUUGACACCAACUGUAUCUUUAAUAAUACGCUUUGAAAAGGAGGCGAGGAGAGAGAAUGCAAGGCAAUCCAAAAAGAUUAAUUGAGAAAGAGCCAAAGAAUAAAGUUGUUCCCCUCCUCCCAUUUUGACUACUCAUUAUGAUUUAGGGAUGCACACUUAGUCUUCACCUCCUAACCUCCCGGUCUGCCUACCCCAGGAAAACACCUACCUGUGGAGGACCUCCCUCUACCUGGCUGCGUCUGCUAGUGCUGAGUUCUUUGCUGACAUUGCCCUGGCCCCUAUGGAGGCGUGUAAAGUCCGUAUCCAGACCUGCCCCGGCUACGCCAGCAACCUCAGACAGUGUGCCCCCAAGAUGUUCGCAGAGGAGGGCCUCUGGGCGUGAGUAACCCUAUUGAAUCAGCCGGUCACAUUAUGCUACCUCCUGCUUAGCCAUAACCCUUUGAUGUUUGCGGAUCUGAAGGGUCUGGAUUUGUAUAAUAAUGUACUGAACAUAAAAAUAAACGCAACAAUUUCUAAGAUUUUACUGAGUUACAGUUCAUAUAAGGAAAUCAGUCAAUUUAAAUAAAUAAAUUACACCCUAAUCUAUGAAUUUCACAUGACUGGGCAGGGGCUGAACCAUAGGCCCACCCACUUAGGAGCCAGGCCCACCCACUGGGGAGCCAGGCCCAGCCAAUCAGAAUGGGUUUUUCACCACAAAAGAGCAUUUAUUACAGACAGAAAUCCUCCUCAGUUUCAUCAGCUGUCCCGGGUGGCUGGUCUCAGACGAUCCCGCAGGUGAAGAAUGCAACAAAAUGGGAAAAACUCCAAGGGGGAUGAAUACUUUUGCAAGGCACUGUAUAUGUAAAGACAAUAUUAAAUCAAGAAUAGUGUGAUAGGUGACAAUUUUAGCAUCGCUUUUUUUUUGCGACUUUUUCAAAUCAUAGUCGCACACCUCAUGUAGCCUAGCGCAUAGGCCUAUAUGUUUUGAUAAGGUUUGUAUUACAACUAAAGUGGCCAAAUAACUUCUUAAAAUUAAGCACAUUAAUCCACUUUACAACGGUGUAGAGCCUAACUGGCAUACAUACGCAGCGCUUGAGUUUCAAGUUUGGGGAAGAUCAUUUCCACCAUAAAAAUGCAUAGUCGCAUUUGCAGUGACUUUUGAUAAUGGUGUUUUCCUGCUAGUGGAACAUUCGCGCUUAUAGCCUACUGCCGUGUGCGCAUUGCUGCAUUUAUAAUGUGAAGAAAAAGCCUAAUAGUUUAUCAACAUUUUAAGCUAAACCUCAUCUGUUGCGUCAGGCUCAUUGCUUAAAACAGUUUUUUUAUGCUAGUGGUUGUAUUAAUUUGGGAUCUAUCGCAUCCCACAACUGUCCCAGACUAUGUUUGGAAUAUUUAUUUCUCGCACAGAAUAGGUCAACUUUUGUACUGUGGGGGGAUGGUAGAUUGACAUAGGCUAGUGCUUUUGCUGUUCGUUAGGCCUACUCCUCUUGUUGGCUGACAAAGUACAUGUGGACACUUCUUCCAAUAUCUUCAAUAUGCGCCUCGGAAUUGGAUAAGGACGCGCGCAGUUGCGUCCACGAUGUGUCUGUGUUCACUUGUAGCCUGUGAGAAAGACCCGAUCAUGUGAGGGGUGCUUCGGCACGCAGCAGGGAGAAGGGAUUUAUAAUUAUUAUAUUCAGCCCAAGGGCUUAACGGCCACUGGCCGCAAAAGGCAUGGAUUUUUUUAGGGGGAUUAUGGCUACACAAUGGGAUGUAGCCGGGUAAUUCGAGGCAUUAUCAAGUGCUUGUCAAAUUGUGAAUGAGGGACUGAUGAAGUGUGCAAAUAGCAAAGCGGAGCUCAUGCCUUUCAUGCAACCUUUUUUCAAAUCAUCAUUAGUCGCAUCAUGCAGCCUUAGAAUGUUUUAAAAAUCAAAACAUAUAGCCCAACAUUUGUAUCACAACUAAAGUUACAUAAAUAACUCUAAAUUAAGCAUAUAGCAGGACCUGUUUCUUUGUUAACUGUUCAACACAGAAUAGCCGCGUGUGCACACUCCCUCAAAUCGUUUGGAGAAAAUAUCCUUUCUAUUUUAUUCAGCUAUGUUCAAUUGUAUUCUUCAUACUAUAAAAUAAUGCCACAGAAUACUAAGCACAUCUUGUCUGCUAAAUGAACUAGUGUAGCCCACAGCCAUAUGGCAUAGCCAGAUCACAACCUAACAUAAGGACAACUCAGUGUAUGCUAUUCUGUUCUUCUGAAAUAGACUACAUUCUCUUCAGAUCAUGUUUCUUUAGACCUGUCUAAAAUAAAUAAUGGAUUUAUUGGCUAUAUUACUUGGAUUUAUUAGACUUUUAAAAAUGUAGUUCCAAAGGUCUGCAUCAGUGACUUGUAGGCUAUGUGUGGAAGCCAGGAGAUGCUAAAUGUGUUUAUGUUAAUUAACGGUCAAUUACCAUGAGACUGGCAGUUAUUUGCUUGACAAUCACCGGCUGACAAAAUGUCAUGACCGCCACAUCCCUAGGUGCACCUGUGUAAUGAUCAUGCUGUUUAAUCAGCUUCUUGAUAUGCCACACCUGUCAGGUGGAUGGAUUUAUUUGGCAAAGGAGAAAUGCUCACUAACAGGGAUGUAAACAAAUGUGUGCACAAAAUGAGAGAAAUACGCUUUUUGUGCAUGGGAUCUUUUAUUUCAACUCAUGAAACAUGGGACCAACACUUAACAUGUUGCUUUUAUAUUUUUGUUCAGUAUAGUUCUUCCACCAUAUUGCUGCCACAUUACAGAUCUGCAAACAUCGUAGGGUUGCGGCAAAGGGGGGGGGGAGGGGGAACACAUUGGGACCAGCUGAAUUACUCUGGCCUCGUUUUGUAAUGACUCAAAUAAAUUCAGCCCAGAAUAAACUCAGAUUUUCUCCUCAAUGAGAAGUUUCAAUUCAAAGUAACACACUCCUUAGAUACACCUCUGGGAGGCGCUACUGAGUCCUCUCUCUUGCUGUCUGUAUGUGUGUGCGCUGACUGCAGCCCCAGCCCAGAUGCCCCCAGCUGCUUUCUGGCUGUACAGUUGGGAGGUGCUUGUAAUUGGUCUACUCUCUUGACCAAUCAGAAUGAUGCAAAAUGUCACAUCAGCAGACAGUGCGCAGUUGAUUUCAGGCUGCUAUAAUGGUAAUUUUGUCUAACAGUAGCCUAGGCUAACAGUGAAAGAUAAGUAUGAUGUUCGCCAUCAUAGAACUAAUUCUGUAAAAAAAAAUGUUUUCUGUUGAAUGUUUUGCAUUGUUCUAUGUCAGGUUUUGUUGGUGUGUUAAUGUAGGCUAAUCGCUAUUUGAAGUGGGGAAAAUAGCAUACCAUUGUCAGGGCUGACCAGAGGGCUAAAUGCGCUAUGAUGGUAAAUUACUUUUCAUGUAAAACAUAGCCCAUGAGAGAGAAAAUGAGCUUAGGAAAAAAAAAAAACUUUGUGCGUCCUCGGAACUGUAGGCUACAUUUAGAACGCAACUGUAAACAACGAACUGUCAAAGCCACAUGAUGUCUGAAGCAUCAGUAGCUCAAUGUGCCAUACACAAACACUACUUUCCAAAGUUUGUCAUGUUAUUAAACUAAGCAUUUCAAAUGUCAUGGUAUAUCCUUGUGUGUAAUAAAGUAACAUGGCAAAUUAAAUUUAGACAAAGCUUUUUUUAUUGUUAAAAUGGGCCCCAAAAAAAUCAUCAAAAAAUGAAUACCUUCUAGGGAUGGGCAUUUAAAAUGAUUUCAGUCUUCGGUUAUCCGGAUAGUCGAAAUACAUGUGCUCUGCUUGGAAGGGUGAGAGAGGAGCAGGGGCCGCUGUGUGUGUCUGUGGCACGGAGGGAGAGCGAGAAAGUAGCCAAUCUAUCAUACCAUCUGGUAGUGCCCGUCAUGACUGCAUCAAAUCAUUGUAAAGAAGCUAUUUAGAGUAGCCAGCUAAUUUAGCCAGCUAGCUAGCUAAAGUAGCAAGGCUAAUUGAGUCUAUUUUGAGGCGUCCUUGUCUACAACAACUCCAUUCAUAUGAAACAACAGCCUACCUGUUGGUUAAUCAUUGUAGCCUACUCCUUCUCAUUUAGCCAACUUAACUUUAAUUCCAUUUUGCGUUGAUUAGAAAUCUCCCACUUCACUUGCUACACAUGGAGCCUCUGACUGUAGCGGCGCUUUGAUUGACCGACAAUAACAACAAGCUACACGUUUGAAAUGUAUGUAAACUUCUGGUGCGUCCUUUUUAUGGGGCGCACUCAAACAUUUUUCAUAAGUUUUAAAAUGUCUAAUGUAAUGGUCUAUCCUUGUAGCAAUGUCUCCCAGGGAAUCGAAUACUAAUGUCCUUCCGGAUAUUCGGUUAACCGUGCCCAUCCUUAAUAUAGUUCAGAAUUAGGCUUAAUCCUGGUGUGGGAAAUGUCAAUAAAAUCAAGAAGUCACUCAUUUGCUCCACCUCUGCCUCUGUCCCCUCUCUAGUUUCUACAAGGGUGUGGUCCCUCUGUGGAUGAGGCAGAUCCCCUACACCAUGAUGAAGUUUGCCUGCUUUGAGAGGACCGUAGAGCUGCUGUACAAACAUGUGGUGCCCAAGCCCCGUGCUGAAUGCUCCAAGUCUGAACAGCUGGUCGUCACCUUCGUGGCUGGAUAUAUCGGUGAGUCCACAGUGCUGGAGAGAAGUUUAUUGCAAUUGGUAGAUGAAUAGGUAUGUUAAAAACAUAUUUACAACCACAUAGGUCAGGGAUGGGCAACUUUGAUGGGUGGGGGCCACAAAAUGAGGAGCCACAGUGGCUCGUGUCUGCUUACCCACAUCCAUACCCACACAUGCAGUCAGAGCCUGUCCUAGCCUUUUGGGGACCCUAAGCAACAUUUGGUUGGGAGGGGCCAACAAAAACACGAACCAAGUCACGAACUCUGAUACCUCCUGCGCCUCGACCUGUUUCGUCCUGUUGUUUCCUAAGUUUUAUUUUGUUCAUAAGUGUUUGUGUCUACCUGCUACCAACUAGCCAGCUAGCUGGGUUGCAAUGGAGCCCGCUUCGCCUGGAAUAGCUAACGAAUGUUUCCAGUGCUGCUGUUUAUUACGCUCUUGUCCUGGACAAUAUUAACAAUCCAGAGUUCCAAUGCGGCAAUUGUUUGCUUGCGGAGGAUUACAGGAAUGAGGUGGCUUUCCUUAGCAAGCAAAUUUCAAUUCUGCACGAAUUUGUGGGGAAAACGCAAAUUGGAACUUUCUCGUUCUCAACUUCUGUGGCAGGACGCCGCUCCGGGCCUGAUGGAUGUAUCCCCACCUUGUCAUCUGUCCCUAUCCGAAAGGCCUGUGUUACCUGGAACUUGCCUGCCAAGGAAGUCGUCUCCAUCUACUUCUCCUCCUCCAUCUUGUAGUGGAGUAGACGUCGAACAGCAAGAGGAUUGUUUCAAUCAGUGCUGGAUCUAUGUCACAAGUCGUGGAAACCGAAGACAGCGGCAUGCUUCUAAGAGGACUGGACUGUCUGUGAUAAGGAAAACGUUGCCGUACUGGUGCCUGAACUACCUGCGCCUUCAUCGCUGGGACUGCCUGUGUCUGCGAUGGCUGUGCUGACUCCAACUACGCUGACUCCAGCAGCGGCUUCGUCGUCGAGUUUGGCUCCUUUCCCUCUUUUGUUGGAUCUUACGGGGCACUGCCUACUGUGGGCGGUCUGGACCUAUCGCCGGGAGCAGCGGGCUUACGCUAUCCUGCUUCUCGUGGGCCCGUGAAAGGUUCAACUAAUUGUGUGAGGGGUAGGAAUGGGCGGAUUUCUCCAUCCCCUUCUCCGGCCGUUGUAUUGGGCAGUUCAAUGGUGAGAAAUAUCUCAGUCCUGGAGCAUAAACGCUCUGCUAUCCAGGAGCACAAGUACAGGACAUCAAUAAGCUGCUCCCAAACAUUUUAAACCUGCAUCAGGAAAUUGAGUCUAUCAUAGUUCAUGUGGGAUUCAAUGACAUUAUGAAGGGCAGCUCAGAACAGCUGAAGAUGGAUUUUAAAGAACUGAUUGGGUCUCUGCUUGACACCAACAAACACCCCAUAAUAUCUGGCCCUGUGCCCCACCUAAAUCGUGGCAUUGAACAUUUCUGACUUUUAGCCCUCCAUAACUGGCUGUGAGACUAUUGCAGCUCUGUGGGUGUAACAUUUAUUGACAAUUUUGAUACUUUCUGGAAACAAAGCUCGUUUUUAUAAGGAGGAUGGGAUUCACCCAAAUCAUUUGGGUUCCUGGAUCCUUUCACAGCCUUAUAAGGCUGCGAUGAGACAAUGACUUAUCAAUGGCCCAGCUCAGUUAAUCCCUACUAUUGUGUCGCUGAGUUGUCAUUAUGCUUCAGCAAAUGUACAUUAUCCCAGGGGCGUUGGAAGACACAAUGUAAGUAACCUAAUUUAUGUCCCUCUAACUGCCCUGAAUGCCUCUGCUGAUCCUACAGCUAUUGUAUGCAGUAAUCAUGUGCCUAUGAACCAGAGUUAUACUGUUAGCACUAAGGUGGUGUGCCCUAGUAGGAAGUCCACUGUGUGCAGCUCACCCUGCACUAACAUAAAUAACUUGAGUAUGUCUACUUCUGCUAAGCUUCCCAGUAAAGCAAUGAAAACGAUCAAGCAUCCCAGGAAAGUGUAGAAAUAGCCCACGUUAACAUAUGUAGCUUAAGAAAUAAGGUUCAUGAAAUCAAUAAUUUGCUAGUAACAGAUAACAUUCCUAUUCUGACAAUCUCUGAAACUCCGAUAAUACCUUUUGACGCAGUGGUAGCAAUACAUGAUUAUAACAUUUACAGAAAAGGUGAAUGCCAAAGGUGGAGGUGUUGCCAUUUUAUAUUAAGAACCACAUUCCUGUAAAGCUUAGAGGAUCUCAUGUUAAAUACUGUUGGAGUAAUAUGUCUACAGGUUCAUCUGCCUCACCUAAAGCUCAUUCCGGUGGGAAGCUGCUAUAGACCAACAAGUGCUAACAGUCAGUAUCUGGAUAAUGUGUGAAAUGCUUGAUAAUGUAUGUGAUAUCAAAAGGUAUAUUUUCUGGGUGAUUUUCAAUAUUAACUGGCUUUCAUCAAGCUGCCCACUCAAGAAAAAGCUUCCAACUGUAGCUAGUGCCUGCAACCUGGUUCAGGUUAUCAAUCAACCUACCAGGGUAGUUAAAAAACGGCACAGGAAUGAAAUCAUCAUGUAUUGAUCACAUCUUUACUAAUGCUGCAGAAAUUUGCUUUGAAGCAGUGUCCAAAUCUAUCGGAUGUAGUGAUCACAAUAUAGUAGCCUUAUCUAGGAAAACCAAAGUUCCAAUGGCUGGGCCUAAUAUAGUGUAUGAGGUUAUACAAUAAAUGUUGUAGUGAUUCCUAUGUUAUUGAUGUAAAGAAUAUUUGUUGAUGUGUAAUGAGGAGCAACCAGACGCUGCAUUUGACACAGUUUAUGAAAUUGCAAUUCCUGUUGCUAAUAAGCAUGCACCCAUUUUAAGAAAAUUACAGUGGAAACUGUUAAAUCCCCGUGGAUUGAUGAGGAAUUGAAAAAUGUUAUGGUUGAGAGGGAUGAGGUAAAAGGAAUGGCAAAUAAGUCUGGCUGCACAACCGAUUGGCAAAUGUAUAGCAAAUUGAGAAAUCGUGUGACUAAACUGAAUAAAAACAAGAAACUAUACUAUGAAACAAAGAUAAAUGACCAACCCAUAGUAAACUUUUGGGAAAAAUUGUGUUUGACCAGAUACAAUGCUAUUUUACUAUAAACAAAUUAACAGACUUUCAUCACACUUAUUGGGAAGGACGUUUAACAAGCACGGCACUUACACAAAUGACUGUUUGGCUGAGAGAAAUUGAUGAUAAAAAGAUUGUGGGAGCUGAUUUGUUAUACUUCAAUGCGGCUUUUGACAUUAUCGAUCAUAGUAUGCUGAUGGAAAACGUAUGUGUUAUGGCUUUACACCCCCUUCUAUAUUGUGGAUAAAGAGUUAACUAUCUAACAGAACAGAGGGUGUUCUUUAAUGGAAGCCUCGUCAACAUAAUCCAGGUAGAAUCAGGAAUUGCCUUUGAGUAAAGCCAGUGUGUCUAUGUAUGCGGAUGACUAUACAUGUCAGCUACUACAUCGAGUUAAAUCACUGCAACACAAAGAGCUGCAGUUAGUUUCAGAAUGGGUGGCAAGGAAUAAGUUAGUCCAAAAUAUUUCAAAAACUAAAAGCAUUGUAUUUGGGACAAAUCAUUCACUAAACCCUAAACCUCAACUGAAUCUUGUAAUAAAUUGUAUGGAAAUUGAGCAAGUUGAGGUGCCACAAAGAGGGACCUCGGAAAAUUACUGUUGUCUCUGAAUAGGGCAGCAUGGCUGGCCCUUCAAUGGAGAGCGAACAUUGAAGUCGGAAGUUUACAUACACCUUAGCCAAAUACAUUUAAACUCAGUUUUUCACAAUUCCUGACAUUUAAUCCUAGUAAAAAUUCCCUGUCUUAGGUCAGUUAGGAUCACCACUUUAUUUUAAGAAUGUGAAAUGUCAGAAUAAUAGUAGAGGAGUGAUUUAUUUCAGCUUUUAUUUCUUUCAUCACAUUCCCAGUGGGUCAGAAGUUUACAUACACUCAAUUAGUAUUUGGUAGCAUUGCCUUUAAAUUAUUUAACUUGGGUCAAACGUUUCGGGUAGCCUUCCACAAGCUUCCCACAAUAAGUUGGGUGAAUUUUGGCCCAUUCCUCUUGACAGAGCUGGUGUAACUGAGUCAGGUUUGUAGGCCUCUUUGCUCGCACACGCUUUUUUCAGUUCUCCCCACACAUUUUCUAUAGGAUUGAGGUCAGGGCUUUGUGAUGGCCACUCCAAUACCUUGACUUUGUUGUCCUUAAGCCAUUUUGCCACAACUUUGGAAGUAUGCUUGGGGUCAUUGUCCAUUUGGAAGACCCAUUUGCGACCAAGCUUUAACUUCCUGACUGAUGUCUUGAGAUGUUGCUUCAAUAUAUCCACAUAAUGUUCCUUCCUCAUGAUGCCAUCUAUUUUGUGAAGUGCAUCAGUCCCUGCUGCAGCAAAGCACCCCCACAGCAUGAUGCUGCCACCCCCGGUGCUUCACGGUUGGGAUGGUGUUCUUCGGCUUGCAAGCAUCCCCCUUUUUCCUCCAAACAUAACAAUGGUCAUUAUGGCCAAACAGUCCUAUUUUUGUUUCAUCAGACCAGAGGACAUUUCUCCAAAAAGUACGAUCUUUGUCACCAUGUGCAGUUGCAGACUAUAAUCUGGCUUUUUUAUGGCGGUUUUGGAGCAGCUGCUUCUUCCUUGCUGAGCGGCCUUUCAGGUUAUGUCGAUAUAGGACUCGUUUUACUGUGGAUAUAGAUACUUUUUGUACCUGUUUCCUCCAGCAUCUUCACAAGGUCCUUUGCUGUUGUUCUGGGAUUGAUUUGCACUUUUCGCACCAAGUACGUUCAUCUCUAGGAGACAGAACGCGUCUCCUUCCUGAGCGGUAUGACGGCUGCGUGGUCCCAUGGUGUUUAUACUUGCGUACUAUUGUUUGUACAGAUGAACGUGGUACCUUCAGGCAUUUGGAAAUUGCUCCCAAGGAUGAACCAGACCUGUCGAGGUCUAUAAUUAUUUUUCUGAGGUCUUGGCUGAUUUCUUUUGAUUUUCCCAUGUCAAGCAAAGAGGCACUGAGUUUGAAGGUAGGCCUUGAAAUACAUCCACAGGUACACCUCCAAAUGACUCAAAUGAUGUCAAUUAGCCUAUCAGAAGCUUCUAAAGCCAUGACAUCAUUUUCUGGAAUCUUCCAAGCUGUUUAAAAGCACAGUCAACUUAGUGUAUGUAAACUUCUGAUCCACUGGAAUUGUGAUGAAGUGAAAUAAUCUGUCUGUAAACAAUUGUUGGAAAAAUUACUUGUCAGUCACAAAGUAGAUGUCCUAACCGACUUGCCAAAACUAUAGUUUGUUAACAAGAAAUUUGUGGAGUGGUUGAAAAACUAGUUUUAAUGACUCCAACCCAAGUGUAUGUAAACUUCCGACUUCAACUGUAUAUCUCUCAUGGCUCAAAGUGGAGGAGAGAUUGACUUCAUCACUACUUGUUUUUGUAAGAAGUGUUGAAUGCACCGAGGUAUCUGUUUUUAAACUGCUAGCACACAGCUCGUACACCCAUGCAUACCCCACAAGACAUGCCACCAAACGUCUCUUCACAAUCCCCAAGUCAAUAACAGACUAUGGGAGGCGCACAGUACUACAUAGAGCCAUGGCUACAUGGAACUAUAUUCCACAUCAUGUAACUUAUGCAAGCAGUAGAAUCAGAUUUUGAAAAAACUGAUAAAAAUACACCUUAUGGAACAGCGGGGGACUGUGAAGAGACACCCACAUAAGACAUGCAGUCUACACACGUAUACAUGAUGUUGUAUUGUAAAUAUGUGAUAGUGUAGUAGUGGCCUGAGGGCACACACUAAAUGAAUUGGGUAAAGUGUUAUGAAAUGUAAUGUCAUGUAAUAUUUUUAAAUGUAUAUAACUGCCUUAAUGUUGCUGGACCCCAGGAAGCGUAGCUGCUGCCUUGCGGAUCCUUAAUAAAUACAAAUACCUUGCGUGCAAAACGUUUUAGCGGCCCCCCUCUUGAGUGGAAAUAAAAUGUUUUUGUUUUACGUUUUUGCAAUUCUACACAUUUUCGCCAUGGGGCAGAGAGACAUUGCAGUUUUACAGCUACAGUGCAUUCAAAGUAUUCCGACCCCUUGACUUUUUCCACAUUUUUUUACGUUACAGCCUUAUUCUGAAAUUGAUUAAAUCGUUUUUUCCUCAAUUUACACACAAUACCCCAUAAUAACAAAGGGAAAUGUUUGCAAAUGUAUUAAAAAUACAAAACAGAAACCUUAUUUACAUAAGUAUUCAGACCCUUUACUCAGUACUUUAUUGAAGCACCUUCUGGCAGCGAUUACAGCCUUGACUUUUCUUGGGUAUGAUGCAACAAGCUCGGCACACCUGUAUUUGGGGAGUUUCUCCCAUUCUUCUCUGCAGAUGCUUUUUUCAGGUCUCCAGAGAUGUUCGGUCGGGUUCAAGUCCGGGCUCUGGCUGGGCCACAAAGCCACUCCUGCGUUGUCUUGGCUGUGUACUUGGGGUCGUUGUUCUGUUGGAAGGUGAACGUUCGCCCCAGUCUGAGGUCCUGAGCGGUCUGGAGCAGGUUCUCAUCAAGGAUCUCUCUGUACUUUGCUCCGUUCAUCUUUCCCUCGAUCCUGACUAGUCUCUCAGUCCCUGCCGCUGAAUAACAUCCCCACAGCAUGAUGCUGCCACUAUGCUUCACCGUAGGGAUGGUGCCAGAUUUCCUCCAGACAUGACGCUUGGCAUGUAGGCCAAAGAGUUCAAUUUUGGUUUCUUCAGACCAGAGAAUCUUGUUUCUCAUGGUCUGAGAGUCCUUUUGGGUGCCUUUUGGAAAACUCCAAGCGGGCUGUCGUGCCAUUUACUGAGGAGUGGAUUCCGUCUGGCCACUCUACCAUAAAGGUCUGAUUGGUGGAGUGCUGCAGAGAUGGUUGUCCUUCUGGAAGGUUCUCCCAUCUCCACAGAGGAACUCUGGAGCUCUAUCAGAUUGACUAUCGGGUUCUUGGUCACCUCCCUGACCAAAGCCCUUCUCCCCCGAUUGCUGAGUUUGGCCGGGCGACCAGCUCUAGGAAGAGUCUUGGUGGUUCCGACAUGCACUGUCAACUGUGGGACCUUUAUAUAGACAGGUGUUUGCCUUUCCAAAUCAUGUCCAAUCAAUUGAAUUUACCACAGGUGGACUUGUAGAAACAUCUCAAGGAUGAUCAAUGGAAACAGGAUGCACCUGAGCUCAAUUUCGAGACUCAUAGCAAAGGGUCUGAAUACUUACAUAAAUAAGGUAUUUCUGUUUUUGUAUUUUCAAUACAUUUGCAAAUAAAAUAAAAAACGUUUCACUUUGUCAUUAUGGGGUGUGUGUAGAUUGAUGAAAAAUGUUUUAUUUAAUCAAUUUUAGAAUAAGGCUGUAACGUAACAAAAUAUGGAAGAAGUCAAGGGGUCUGAAUACUUUCCGAAUGCACUGUAGGUGGACAAACUGCAUUUAAAAUCAUUGAGGAUAUGGUAAUAAAAAGACAACAGGCCACAUUAAAUCAGUUAGCAGGCCAUAUUUGGCUGUAUGUUUGAGACCCCUGCCCUAGUCAAAAUCAAGAUUUUCUAUGUUGUCUUGAUCACAUCCCUGGUGGUUGUGUUCUCUCCCCUUCAGCUGGUGUGUUCUGUGCCAUUGUGUCUCACCCUGCUGACUCUGUGGUGUCUGUACUGAACAAGGAGAGUGGCAGCAGCGCCUUCGGAGUACUCAAGAAGCUCGGACCCAAGGGUGAGUACUGUAUUCUUCCCAGAAGUUCUACAGACAGAGGGCUAUCCUAUUGCCCAUUCUAGACUGUUUAGAACAGCAAUUCUCAACUUGUGGGUUGCGACCCAAAUUGAGGUUUUGAAUGGGUGUCUGAUUUAAAUAAAAUGAAAAAAUACUCAUCUGAACUUAAACAACUAAAGCCAGGUAGAAUGUUUUUCGAAAUGAUAAUGAACUUUUUGAAUAAUUUAAUCCCAGAAUGUUUUAUAUGGCGCUAUUAGCGCAGUUUAGCAGAUUUUGUGGUCUCAAACCAGUAAGUUUAUUAACAUUCUUAUUCAAGAAUAUGGGCAAAAUUGAAUUAUUGACAAUGAAAAAGGUGGAAAUGUUGUUCCCUUGUCAUAUAAUUGCCACAUUUACUAUCAAUAUAGCAUUCAAAAUUGUUUUCCAGAUUGUAUUAUGGCCAUCUUUUUUCGCAAUGCAAAUAUUGGGUUGCGACAGACAACCUGGUUAAAUUUGGGUCCCGAGGCAAAACCAGUUGAGAAUCACUGGUUUAGAAUGUACAGUGAGGGAAAAAAGUAUUUGAUCCCCUGCUGAUUUUGUACGUUUGCCCACUGACAAAGAAAUUAUCAGUCUAUAAUUUUAAUGGUAGGUUUAUUUGAACAGUGAGAGACAGAAUAACAACAACAAAAAUCCAGACAAACGCAUGUCAAAAAUGUUAUAAAUUGAUUUGCAUUUUAAUGAGGGAAAUAAGUAUUUGACCCCUUCUCAAACAGAAAGAUUUCUGGCUCCGAGGUGUCUUUUUAUACAGGUAACAAGCUGAGAUUAGGAGCACACUCUUAAAGGGAGUGCUCCUAAUCUCAGCUUGUUACCUGUAUAAAAGACACCUGUCCACAGAAGCAAUCAAUCAGACUCCAAACUCUCCACCAUGGCCAAGACCAAAGAGCUCUCCAGGGAUGUCAGGGACAAGAUUGUAGACGUACACAAGGCUGGAAUGGGCUACAAGACCAUCGCCAAGCAGCUUGGUGAGAAGGUGACAACAGUUGGUGCGAUUAUUCGCAAAUGGAAGAAACACAAAAGAUCUCUGUAGCUCAAUUGGUAGAGCAUGGCGCUUGUAACGCCAGGGUAGUGGGUUCGAUCCCCGGGACCACCCAUACGUAAAAAUGUAUGCACACAUGACUGUAAGUCGCUUUUGAUAAAAGUGUCUGCUAAAUGACUUAUUAUUAUUAUUAUAAUCUCCCUUGGCCUGGGGCUCCAUGCAAGAUCUCACCUCGUGGAAUUGCAAUGAUCAUGAGAACGGUGAGGAAUCAGCCCAGAACUACACGGGAGGAUCUUGUCAAUGAUCUCAAGGCAGCUGGGACCAUAGUCACCAAGAAAACAAUUGGUAACACACUACGCCGUGAAGGACUGAAAUCCUGCAGCGCCCGCAAGGCCCCCCUGCUCAAGAAAGCACAUACAGGCCCGUCUGAAGUGUGCCAAUGAACAUCUGAAUGAUUCAGAGGAGAACUGGGUGAAAGUGUUGUGGUCAGAUGAGACCAAAAUCGAGCUCUUUGGCAUCAACUCAACUCGCCGUGUUUGGAGGAGGAGGAAUGCUGCCUAUGACCCCAAGAACACCAUCCCCACUGUCAAACAUGGAGGUGGAAACAUUAUGCUUUGGGGGUGUUUUUCUGCUAAGGGGACAGGACAACUUCACCGCAUCAAAGGGACGAUGGACGGGGCCAUGUACCGUCAAAUCUUGGGUGAGAACCUCCUUCCCUCAGCCAGGGCAUUGACAAUGGGUCGUGGAUGGGUAUACCAGCAUGACAAUGACCCAAAACACACGGCCAAGGCAACAAAGGAGUGGCUCAAGAAGAAGCACAUUAAGGUCCUGGAGUGGCCUAGCCAGUCUCCAGACCAUAAUCCCAUAGAAAAUCUGUGGAGGGAGCUGAAGGUCGAGUUGCCAAACGUCAGGCUCGAAACCUUAAUGACUUGGAAAAGAUCUGCAAAGAGGAGUGGGACAAAAUCCCUCCCGAGAUAUGUGCAAACCUGGUGGCCAACUACAAGAAACGUCUGACCUCUGUGAUUGCCAACAAGGGUUUUGCCACCAAGUACUAAGUCAUGUUUUGCAGAGGGGUCAAAUACUUAUUUCCCUCAUUAAAAUGCAAAUCAAUUUAUAACAUUUUUGACAUGCGUUUUUCUGGAUUUUGUUGUUGUUAUUCUGUCUCUCACUGUUCAAAUAAACCUACCAUUAAAAUUAUAGACUGAUCAUGUCUUUGUCAGUGGGCAAACGUACAAAAUCAGCGGGGGAUCAAAUACUUUUUUCCCUCACUGUACAUUGAUGGAGUUAACUUUUCAUUAGUCAACCUUCAUUGUCCUGCAAGUCAAGGUGUAUAGUAAAUAGACUGAGGUUUCCAACACACUCCUUAGGUCUCUCUCUGAGUGCUGAUUGCAGCUCCAGCCCAAAUGCCCCUAGCAGCUGGAGGUGCUUGAGUCAUUGGCGUGUGCGAACAAUCUACCUGCUCCCCAGCCCAUUUCCUGCACUGGCAGCCUCACUGGAACACUACCAGUGCAGACAGGCUGGGGAGCGGACAUGCAAUACCUAUUACCUCCUGUCUCAGAGUAACCACCCCAUUAGUUGUUGACCUUUCUGAUGUUUUUAAAUGGUGUAAUGGGAUAUUAAAAUAUCAAUUUGAUCUGAGUUUAAACUGUUUUCUUUCUGUCUUUAUUUCUCUCUUGCUCUUUCUUCCUUACUUCUCAGGUGUGUGGAAGGGUCUGGUGGCCCGUAUCAUUAUGAUCAGUACCUUGACCGCCCUGCAGUGGUUCAUCUACGACUCUGUGAAGGUCUACUUCCGCCUGCCCCGUCCACCUCCCCCAGAGAUGCCCGAGUCCCUCAAGAAGAAGCUGGGCCUCACCGAGUAA
This is a messenger RNA of Coregonus sp. 'balchen', 21907 nucleotides long. The record is from the annotation of a GenBank genome assembly. Lineage: Eukaryota; Metazoa; Chordata; Actinopteri; Salmoniformes; Salmonidae.